This is a messenger RNA of Lepisosteus oculatus (spotted gar), 5594 nucleotides long. RefSeq names its product arginine vasopressin receptor 1Aa (gene avpr1aa). NCBI's taxonomy places the organism in Eukaryota, Metazoa, Chordata, Actinopteri, Semionotiformes, Lepisosteidae. Gene Ontology annotation, biological process: G protein-coupled receptor signaling pathway; positive regulation of vasoconstriction; cellular response to hormone stimulus. The record is from RefSeq and is a predicted model, not a curated record. Gene Ontology annotation, cellular component: plasma membrane. Gene Ontology annotation, molecular function: vasopressin receptor activity; peptide binding.
UCGAUAAAUAUUUCUUGAAAAGUUUAUAGCGUGUAUUUAUUGACCUGGGUUGGUGGGAGUGGGUUAUUUUCAGUGAUGCGGCGUGACUAACAGCUGGCGUAGACGAAGUGGGCUUGGUUGAUAGCAAUUUGUCGUUGAUUAAUGAAACGCGAACCUCUUUAAAAACGUCUCUUCAGCUUUCCAGUUCAAACAUCACUCCAUCUGUUGAGUAAGUAGGCGGCCGGCUUCGCGCGUCUUGGAAAGUAACUGGAGAGCAACAGAGCUCCGCUCCUCUCCACUCCACUUGAGUUGCUGGGAGGAGAGGUGAGGGACGGGGCGAGGCUGUCAUGCACUUCCCCGUAAAUGUGCUGUUUUACUCGGGGGCCAUGAGGAAUUUUACCGACGAGAAUCAGUCCUUGGGUCUGAGCGCAACCGACGGCUCCAUGGCAGGCGCCGGCAACGCCAGUUCCUCAAGCAACGCCAGCGACCCUUUCGGCAGAAACGAAGACGUGGCCAAAAUCGAGAUUACAGUUCUAAGCAUCACCUUCGUCGUGGCCGUGAUCGGGAAUUUGAGCGUGCUGCUGGCGCUGUACAGGACGAAGAAAAAGAUGUCCAGGAUGCACCUCUUCAUCAAGCACCUCAGCUUGGCCGAUCUCGUAGUCGCGUUUUUCCAAGUCCUGCCCCAACUGUGCUGGGAGAUCACCUUCCGCUUCUCCGGGCCGGACUCCCUCUGCAGAAUUGUGAAGCACCUGCAAGUCCUAGGUAUGUUUGCCUCCACCUACAUGAUGGUCAUGAUGACCGUCGACCGCUACAUCGCUAUCUGCCACCCGCUGAAGACACUGCAGCAGCCUACCCAGAGAUCUUACAUUAUGAUCAUCGGCACAUGGAUAUGCAGCCUGGUGCUCAGCACGCCGCAAUAUUUCAUAUUUUCUCUGAGCGAAAUUAAAAACGGGUCGGACGUCUACGAUUGCUGGGCGCACUUCAUCAAGCCCUGGGGCAUCAAGGCGUAUAUCACCUGGAUAACGGUCGGGAUCUUCCUCAUCCCGGUUGUCAUACUCGUGGUCUGCUACGGUUUCAUCUGCCACAGCAUCUGGAAGAACAUCAGGUAUAAAACCAAAAAGCACGUCGGGGAAACUGCGUCCAAAAACGGUCUAAUUGCCCGGUCCUCCGUAAGCAGUGUCAGCACCAUUUCCAGAGCAAAACUGAGGACGGUGAAAAUGACUUUUGUGAUUGUCUUGGCUUACGUCGUCUGCUGGGCUCCUUUUUUCAUUGUGCAGAUGUGGUCUGUCUGGGAUGAAAACUUCUCUUGGGACGAAUCGGAGAACACCGCGGUGACGCUGUCUGCGCUGCUGGCCAGCCUGAACAGCUGCUGCAAUCCGUGGAUUUACAUGAUUUUCAGCGGACACCUCUUGCAAGACUUCGCCUUGUGCUUCCCCUGCUGUCAGAGGCUACAGCAGAAGUUCAGGAAGGAGGAUUCAGACAGCAGUCUCAGGAGAAACACCCUUUUAACCAGAAUCAAUAACCGGAGUCCGACAUGCAGUGUGGGGACCUGGAAAGACUACGACAAUUCGCCCAAAUCCUACAGGUCCAUUCCGGCGGAAUCCUAAAUCUGACUCCGAUUUAAUCUGUUUAUUUCAUUUUUGAUGUAUCAGUUUCGAAUUUUAACGGCGCAAGAAGAAAUUUUAUUAUUUUUUUAGAAAGCUUUACUUCAGCUAUCGGUCACCCGACGGUUACAAGCUGAGGUUGUAUUGCACAAGCCGACCUACUGUACAACCUACAGAGUUCGUUCAUUCAGUAGUAUAAUACUCCAACAGCAUAAAUGACAUACAAAAUAAAAUAUUAAACAUAUUUAGAAUUUGUGAGCAACAAGUGCAAUAUUUUAAAGCUAAGCAGCACUAGCUGUUAAACCUCUUUAUAUUUUUUUUCUCCGCGUUCAUUUCAUUCCUAUUAGAUUUCACACGUAGUAUUAUGAAUCUGAUUCAUAUCCUAUCACACGUAGGAUAUGAAUCAGAUAUGGGACUGGACCAUUAUCUCCAUAACAGUUGUACAUAUGAAGCCUGUUUGGUCUCAUUGGUUUGGCUCUGCUUUAUCUGUGAUGAAGACAAUAUGCACGUAUUUUAUAUAUGUUUUAAAUUUCGACCUUGCACCCUUGGCUAAUUAGUAAAACGCACACAUAUGCUGGUCAGUAUUGCUGACUGUGAGUGUUUGCAUGUGUGUGGACCAGCUAAAAAGUAUGCAUGGUUUUAUUUUUGGUUUUGGUGAGAAACUGUGUGUGGUUGAUUAUUUAUGGCUAACCUGUGGGAGCAAAUGAUACACCACAGAAGGUCCGUUUUUCACAUCAUAUUUGAUAGGAUUUUUUUUUUACAAAAGUGUACUUCCAACCCCAAAACAAUGCUUCACAAACUGUCAAACAUCACUAGAUAGGCAGAGUAACAUUACAAAACAUUUCCUGUUCUACUUGAGUAUGAAAAAGUCCAGAAGAAUUAUUUCAGUGUCUCAUGUUAACAAAUAAGUUGUUCGCCGAGAACAUGAAGUACAUUUGUAGCGGAGCAUUUUGGGGAGUUAUGGUGGUUUUUUAGCAUGUUAUAUUUAUAGGUUUGUUAUUCGUAUUAUUUGCUUUUUCCAGAGUCUAUUUAUUGAUUGUAUUUGGUAAAUAGUGUAUAGAGAAAAAUGUCAAAAAGGUUGUAUUCUUGAUUAUAUUAGUACAGUACAUACAAAUUUAUGUUAAAUUUAAAUAUGGGAAAUUGCUUGAAGUAAUGGUAAGUUAACUUUUCUCAGCUGCUUAAAUAAUUGCAAUUCUGUUAAGUUUGGUCCUGAAUGAAUCAAGUACUAAUGCAUUGUAUAAGACAAACGGGCACUUUAAUAACGUGGAACAAUAUUGUUUCUAGUAUCUACAUAAAAUGUCACAGGGAUUUUCAAUUAUAUUUCAUUUCAAAAGUUCAAAAUAGACUGUCGGCACAACCAGAAACUCGCAGGUGUGGUUAAUGUGUUCUUUUAAACAGAUCUCAAGAUUAAAAGUUUUGGCUUCUGCUGAAUGCGGAGUCUUGGCAAAUCUUGGAAACUGGAAGUCAAGUCGUUUUAACACAUUUGCAAAGUAAUUAGUCUGUCAGAGUGAAUAUAAGUGGCCAUUAUUUUUCAGCAUAAUAACUUUCCAUUACAAACAUUCCACCCAAAACUCCAUUAUAUUGAUUUAUUUUCUUCAAGUGAAUAUAGCUGGCCAUUAUCUUGCAUCAUAAUAACUUUUCUUUACAAAACUCUCCACACAAAAAUUCAAUAUACCUACUGUACUUAUUGUGCUGUAUGUAUUGUAAGUGGGGGCUUUGAUCAUGCAAAUGUUCCUUAACAACUCAUUGCAGUUCAUUUACUCAUUUUAAAUACAGUAGGUUUUAAAAUAUUUUGCUUGUUGCUGGUCAGUCAUUAAGAGAGCAAUGGUGUGCAAAAUAUUUCCAAAAAUAUACAAUCUUUCAAUAGAUCAAUCUUCUUAUUGCCAUAAACCCAGGGUAACUGAGAAUACUGAACUUGUCAUAUUUUUUUUAUAUGUGGCAUAGUUCAAAUAAAGCAAAAUCACUUACUCUGCAUAAGCGUCUGGACUGAUGUGCUGGGUGUGUUUUAGGCUAUUGUGUAGCCUGAUGUAACUGAAAUCCAAUCUGAACAUUAAAUAUUCUUCUUAAUGUCAAUUCAGUUACCCCAGUAAAUUCAAAUGAUGGAAAGAAAAUUUAUGGGAGGAGAAGAAUGGGGAAAUAUGGAAAACAGCUCAGAGUAUUCAAAUCUAAGCACCACAGAUUGACAAAUAAAAAGUGUCACUAAAGUAAGGGGAUAGCAGUGCAUUUUGUUCUGCAUGUGUUUACUUGGUGUUUAUUAUAUGAACAACACAUUAUCUAAAAAAAUCACAUUGCUUAACACCUGGAGAGAUUUUUUUUGUUCUCUCUUUUUGCUUUUAUUUAACAUUUCUUUAAACGACUUAUUAGUGCACAUGUGAUGUUCCUAAAGCUAUCAGAAAUCUGCAAAAACAACUUGCAAUAACAUUCUUAGGUAAAUAUCAUACUAGAAAAAACACACAGACUUUAUGCAUAUCAGUAGAUACCCAACUGUCAUAUUCCUCUCUUUUCAUUAUGAGGCCGGAAUAGCUCGGAAAUUGUAAUGAAUUUUGGCGUAACCAAAAACAUUUUAAAAAGGAAAGCUCCGCAUUAAUCGUUAGGAUUUGUACAAUAUAUAAAAUGCACUAAGAUUAUUCCAAGCAAAUGUAAAAUUGUUUUGUUUUUGACAAGUUCUGUGCAUACUUUUUUUGUGGUGGUCUCUACUUUUACUUUGUAUGCAAUAAAAAAGAGAAAUAUCUUAAGCAUCUAAAGACAAAAAUAAAAACUCUAUAUGGACAGGGCCUAUACUGUUAUGUUUCUAUUGAUUUAAAAUGAAGAUUUUAUAGUGCCUAAAUGACUAUAUGUGUAGCUGUAUAAUGUAGCUAUCUUGGGAAGAUGUCAGACAUUAAAUUAAAUAUACAUGUGAUCAUCUUUUGAGUUAGUUAGAAAAUCUUACUAGCAUUUAAUAAUAAACAAGCGCAGAAUAUCCACAAUUCAUACUAUGGGUGUGAGCUAUGUGUACUGUAGUAUUUUCUUACUGUGGCUAUCUCUGUUAUUUUCCUCAUUUCUUGGUCAGUUUUAUGCAGCCUAGGACAAGUUAUAAGUACAGAGACAGAGUGUUUACUCUUCAAGAGUUAAUCGACAGCCCAUGAAGGUCCAAUACCAUACAUGCGUUUGCUGGAGACUGCACCUUCAUACAUACUUUACUCAUUCUUGAAAGAUGCUUGUUUUCCUAAUAUUUAUUUUGUUAGCAUACACAGAGAACAAUAAAACUAUUUUAAGCUUCACAGCAGCCAUGAGAAGGAGAUUACAGUGCUCUUUAAAGCCUUGGGGAAAAAAAAAACACAUCAUUGGCCAAUUAAAAAGCAAUGCCAUACAGAAAAUGACUUGGGUAAUAUCUUUUUUGACACAUAACAAUGGCCUAAAGGAGUGAUAAUUCUCAGUGUCUGACCAUGCUUCAUUAUGAUCAUAAAUGUCAAAUGCAGCACAAUCGGAUUUGCGCCCUUUUGGAAUUGAAUUAUGAGGUUUUUGCAGACUAAAAUCCAAUGCAGUCGAGAAAAUUGGACACGGAAAUGGUCCUAACCAUACUGUCUUUUAAUUCUGCCAAAAGAUAACCGGACUCCCUAGGAGAAAAUAUGAAAGCUGUUCCCUUGUGACAGAGGAGAAGGGCUUGAAAGAAAUACUAAUUUCAGUACUACAGGUCCUGGAGGUUUUCAAAGAUAAGUCAAUUUCUUGCUCUUUGGGUAUCACUCAGAAUUACUUCUGUAUGUGUUACUUCUUGCUUUUGUGGAAUAGAAUGUCAAUACAUGGUUUUCACUCUGGUUAUCAACCAUCUUCCAAAGACAUGUUCAGUCAGACUUGAUUGCACUGGUUCCAUUUUUCUUGACCCUGCGGUAGACUGGUCUUCAAUCCAUGGAGAGGGACAGCACCAUGCUGAUGACGUCUUGUUACUUAUUGAUACCUACAAUUCAGUCCCCUACAUUCUAGACUUAUAUGAUUACAAAUCCUAUUUUUGUAAACUCCGUUGAAUGCUACAGU